Molecule: messenger RNA, 2691 nt
Organism: Schistocerca cancellata (South American locust)
Lineage: Eukaryota; Metazoa; Arthropoda; Insecta; Orthoptera; Acrididae
Product: centromere protein I-like
Exons: 17
Coding region: 485-2230 (581 amino acids)
Cellular component (GO): kinetochore
Source: RefSeq, a predicted model, not a curated record
CGCACAGCCGAAUGGGAACGCCUGUCUGAUAGUGACAUUGGAUCUGCUGUGUUCAUGGGUGCCUGCAGAAAUUUAUCCGGGGCCAUUUGAGAUAGAAAAGAGUUGUUCAAAUUAUUUGCGUACGGUGUGCCAGUUUGUUGCUAUACCUACAUUCUUUAACAACAUUUGUGAAAAUGGGACUUGCAGGGAAUCACUUACGUAUCUCGCGUUUAAGAAUAACCAAUGUCACGGAUUAUAAGUCAAUUUUCAUCGACGUUUAGAGAUUGAUGAUGGUGCAGGAUACAAGUACGUGGCAACAGAAUUUGACAAGAAACUUGAAGAACUAUCAGAAAAAGAGACUGGUCUGAGUGGUGAUGAAAUUACUAUCCUCCUCCGUGUUUUAACAAGAGCCACACUUGCUAUAAAGCGUUUCCAGAAACUUCUGCAUUGUGUUGUGCCAGAGACAAUUGUGCAGAAAGAACACAUACAAACUGUUGUCUUCUGGAUGCUCGCGAACCACGUAUCUGAACCACCUAAAAAGAGUGUUGCUGUCCUCCAGUGGCUCAUUGCUUUGCUGGAGAAUGAGCUCGCAGACAGACGAACGAUUGACAGCUUUUAUCAUCAAAUUUAUUUUCUAACAUUUAUUGAAAGUCUGGCACGGUGGGCUUCUAAAAUUGUAUAUCUGUUGACUACACCAGAUGACAUUACAAGAGCAAGGGUUGUAAGAUUAUUGAGCAGCCGGCUCAAACAGCCACGAGCACACCACAUCGAUGCGUUACUUGGCUUAUUUAAGUCUUUUCGUCCAGAACUUGUACCAGAACGUGUUUCAACUGUACAUACCCAUACAGCCUUUGGAAGAAUACCUGCUAAGCUGUCAGAGGCUGUAAAUAAGCGUAUUAGUAUACACAGAGCAGGUGUUGCAGACCCAAGGAAAGAAGUUAAUCAUCAGACAGAUGCAGAACAUGUCACACUGGAUGAUGACAGUUCUGACAGUGAAUCCAGUUAUCCUAUUCAAAAGGUUAAGAGGAAGAGGAAAAGUGACACUCUUAUUCCACCACCAGUGUACAUCUCUGUAGGAUCAAAAAGCUAUAGCAACAGGGGAGAGUUAACAGUGGACUAUUUCAGAUCGUUGGAGCCUUUGGCACUAUUUGAGCUGUCAGUGGAGACACCUAAUGUGACAGUAUCAUUGCUUCGGAGUGAACUGGGCAGACAUAUGCUAACGUUUCACCAGAAUACUCUCCUUUUUUGCUUCAGUUAUCAACUCCACAACAUACUUGAUGAAGCGUUUCUGAAGUGUCGAAGAACAUACCCGCUCCAGGAGAAACGACUACUGCUGAAAAACAUGGCAGCUCUUCAGGAUUACGCACAUCAACCAGUAUCCGUUGUGUCCUUAUUUGUGAAGAAGUACCUUUUGUUAUGGGAAAGUGGACUAUUUGUGAAACAGGUUCUGAAGCUGAUGUACUGGCUGCAGUUCAGUUCCCACACAGAAUUGCAGCAGGAUUAUCUGUCACCCCUCUAUAAUUUGUUUAUGUCAUCAUCAGUGAAAGUAAAGUGUGCAAUCAUCAGGACUUUAGCACAGCUUUUAUCAAACUUGAUGCUUGCUCGGCACUACAGAGACCAUUGUGACUUGUUUUUACAUGUAAUUCCUGAAUGGAAUCCUAAAAGAACUUACAUGUGCAUUCUGAAGUUUGCGUCGUACAUGUUUGGCCAAGGGUUUUCUCAAGGAGAGUCCACAGCGAUUUUACUGCCAGAAGUCCUCAUGUUCUAUGAGAAGGUGCUGACUGCCAUAGAAGUAACACACACCCAACUGUGUGUCUUACCACCACGUGGUCUACUUUUAGGAGCACUCUCAAGCUAUGAUGGCACAGUUCUGUCAAGAGUUUGUCAGCUGCUGACAAGAUGCAACAGUGCUGUCACAGAAAAAUCUUCGCCAGAGAUGAAGGAAUAUUUUGAGGUAGUGUCACAAACAUUGAAACAAUAUAAUGCUGAAAUGCACCAUACACUCAAAGGAGGUAUUUUUCCAGCAGGUGGUGGGAUCUUCAGCAAAUGGAUAAAAAGGGGAAAUUUUAAAACGUUCUCAGUGAAACCAAUCAUUCUGGAAGUUAGACAGCAUCCAGCAAUAACUUCUGUUAUGUGGCCUAUUCUGAACCAGCAGUCUGCAGAACAUCAGGUCAGCAGAAAAGAAGUGGACGAUUUGUCUACAUUACGGAAUCACCUGCCUUAUGUAUACAAUUACUUAAUGAAGCCAUAGGAAAAGUUUGUCUUCAUACAAGCUGCUUUUAUUGAAGAGUCACAUCUGUGUGGAGCCCAGAAUGUGCUUGUGACUGACAUGCAUUUGUGCAUGCAACUUGUGUAAUACUGUUGUACACUACAUUAGUGUGUUUGUGUAAGACAAUCAUGUGAAAAAAAAAAGUUGCAAUGAUGAAUUAUGCUUUGGAAAAUAUCAUCUUGGGACUAUAUAUAAUGGUUUUACAUAAAUAUGUAAUAGUUGACAAAGUUAAGAACAUCAUUUUAAUCUAAAAUUAUAACUGCAAAAAUGACCAAUAUGGUUACUUUACUUCAAGUAAUAUUUAUUCAUGUGCAUAUGAGGCUAUGAAACUUGGCUUGUCCCAUCUUAUACUCUUGUGAUAAUGUUGUGUUCUGUAUUAGUGUGGUAUACGAUUCAUUUUUGUAGACAAUCAUGUGAAAAAAGGUCUGUUAACUACAUGGAAA